AGGCUCACGGUGGCACCGAACGUUGAUAGCUGGCCUCGGGGCUGGUCUUGGUGGUUUGCCCACGGCUUUUGGGCUGGUCCCAGCUUGCUGUUUCUCGCACGUAGUCACAAGCGGGGAAUCUCCGGUACAUCAACUCGACGAUGGUGGCUCGUGGGUGCUUGCGGGCGAUGACUGCUACUUAAUUGAAAAGAUUCCCGGCGUUCUUGCCCGUGAUCAGAGGGGAUGGUCUCGCUUAAGAUCUCUUUGGAUCAUUCAGGAGGUAUGGAGCCAUGGUUUUUCGCAGCCCCGAUAG
This is a messenger RNA of Striga hermonthica, 292 nucleotides long. The record is from the annotation of a GenBank genome assembly. NCBI's taxonomy places the organism in Eukaryota, Viridiplantae, Streptophyta, Magnoliopsida, Lamiales, Orobanchaceae.